Molecule: messenger RNA, 1251 nt
Organism: Monoraphidium neglectum
Lineage: Eukaryota; Viridiplantae; Chlorophyta; Chlorophyceae; Sphaeropleales; Selenastraceae
Product: oxygen-independent coproporphyrinogenIII oxidase
Exons: 4
Coding region: 1-1251 (416 amino acids)
Biological process (GO): porphyrin-containing compound biosynthetic process
Cellular component (GO): cytoplasm
Molecular function (GO): 4 iron, 4 sulfur cluster binding; catalytic activity
Source: RefSeq, a predicted model, not a curated record
AUGGCGGAUUACGUCGAGCUUCUGCUGUCGGAAAUCGACGCCACCGCGGUGCUGAAUGACCCAGAUCGGCAGCCGCUGCAGACCGUUUACUUUGGCGGCGGGACGCCCUCGCUCGUGCCCCCGCACCUGCUGGCCCGCAUUCUCGACGCCCUCCGCCGCCGCUACGGCCUGGCCCGCGGCGCCGAGGUGUCGAUCGAGGCCGACCCGGGGACGUUUGACGCGGGCCUGCUGGCGGAGUAUAAACAGCUGGGGUUCACGCGGCUGAGCGUCGGGGUGCAGAGCUUCCAGGAGGAUCUCCUGCAGACCUGCGGCCGCGCCCACACGCUCGCGGACGCCCGCGCCGCCCUCAAAGCCGUCGCCGCCGCCGGCUUCCAAACAUGGUCGCUCGACCUCAUGAGCGGCCUGCCCGGCCUCACGCGCGCCGGCUGGCGCGACACCCUCGCCGAGGCCGUUGCCGCGGGGGCGCCCCACAUCAGCGUGUACGACCUCCAAGUCGAGGAGGGCACCCCGUUCGCGCGCCGCUACUCGCCGGGCGCGGCGCCGCUGCCUGCUGAUGACGACGCUGCGGGCAUGUACGCUGAUGCAGCAGCGGCGCUGACAUCAGCGGGGUACGAGCACUACGAGGUGAGCAGCUACGCGCUGCCCGGCCACCGCAGCCGCCACAACCAGGUGUACUGGAAGCUGCUGCCUUACUACGCGUUCGGCGUCGGCGCGGCGUCGUACCUUGCGGGGCGGCGGUACAGCAGACCGAAGGAGCUAGGGGCCUAUGAGGAGUGGGCGCGCGGGUUUGCGGCGGCGGCGGCGGCAGCGGCGGCGGCGGCAGGGGCGGCGGGCGGCGCGGAGGCAGGGGGCUCUGGCGGAGGGGGCAUCCCUGGGGCCGACCUCAUGCCUGAGACCCAGGAGGAGCGGCUGCUGGAUAGCAUUAUGCUGGGCCUGCGGACUGCCGACGGGCUGGACCUGCGGCGGCUGGCCACCGAUUACGGGCAGGAAGCUGCCAAGAAGGUGCUGCCCGUGCUGCGCCGUCACGAGUGCGAGGGGCUGGUGGAGCUCCGAGGGGCGCAAGGAGGGACUGCACUCGCGAGCAGCAGCGGGCGCGCGGCGGCGGCGGGAGGCGGAGGGGCGGUGGUGGGCGCGGCGGGCGCAGACGCGGUGGCAGUAGAGUGGGGGGAUGUGGUGUCGGCGAGGCUGACGGACCCGGAGGGCUUUCUUCUUUCCAACAUGAUUAUAUCGGACAUCUUUGCUGUGAUGUGA